This is a messenger RNA of Botrytis sinoallii, 798 nucleotides long. RefSeq lists its product as uncharacterized. Bases 1 to 798 code for a protein of 265 amino acids. The record is from RefSeq and is a predicted model, not a curated record. NCBI's taxonomy places the organism in Eukaryota, Fungi, Ascomycota, Leotiomycetes, Helotiales, Sclerotiniaceae. The transcript has a single exon.
AUGUCUCCAACCGGAGUUGCCUUCCAAACACAAGUCGACACUCUCUUGAAUGAGUUGUCAGACUGUAUUGGAUUUUGCCAUCAGAUCCGAGAAACUCGACGACUAGGUACUAAGCACGAGAAUUUCGACAAGCUUCAAGACACCCUCCUCCACUCACACACCACCCUCUCAGUUCAAUAUGAUACUUUAAAUCGGUGUUUCGGGCACAGGAUGGCUGUCGGCGAUGAAGCAUCCAUUCAACCAAUGAACACAUGUCUCCGGGCAGUAUCAUCUGACAUCAAAAGAAAACUAUACGAGAUCGCCAACAAGACCACACAAACCUCCGGUUCUAGACAACUUCCCGGCUUCGGUACACUUCUUAAACACUGGAAACUCAUUGAAGAAGAUGCUUCCAACAUCAUAAUCAGACUUUCACAACGUCUAAUCAUUACUCCACCUGCUUCAACUCAAAUUCCAACUCCCGCCACAUCACCGAAACAAGAACCAAAAGUCAGAUCAGAUCAACAAAUUGUUUCUAAAAGUGAUUUCAACUUUCUGGUAGAACACAUGCAGAAAUCCUGGACGGAGACAUGGAGCAACGAACGAUUGAUUUAUGUCAACUAUUAUGAUCAGAAAAACAAAGUUUACGAAAAGCCCGAGGGCUUCAUUAAAGCGGUACCCACAUCGUACAGACCUGCGAGGACGGAAACUGUACCGGGCUCAAGAACGAGGAACGAGGACUUGAGUAAAAGAGAAAGAGGAGGUUAUGCAUUUGGGGGGUCGAAUAGGCCUCAAAGGGAAGAGUUUUGGAGACAAUGA